AUGCUGACGACCGGUGUCUCGCUUCAGGCCCUCCUCACGGCCAUGCAUCUGACGUCGGGCUUGUCCGAGCUCUUGAACUGUGCUUGCAAGGACACCUUUGUCAAAGCCUUUUUUGCCAAGGUAAACCUGUCUGCACCAGCCGGAGCUGAAGGUCAUGACGUUACGCUGGAACAGCUCCUGGAAGCUCGCAUCUUCACGCGGGCCAACACCGGGGGCUUUGGCCUGCACGACUUGAUUGAGCGCGGUCCGGUGGCUUAUGUCUGCAACAUGGCCAAGCUGGCCACUCACUACCCUCGGGUCUACGAUCGACUUUUGGAGGAUGAAUCGAGGGCUGCUGACUUUGAGGCCCACGUGCAGCGAGCCGGCUUCCAGAUGGCCACGGUCAAGGACGCGGGGACUCAGCGACCAGCUGAGAUCAUUGCCCUCCGCUCCAAGGCGGCACUGGACGACCUGAUGGCCAAGUGCGCGCUGGACCUGCAGCAGGCAUAUCUGGCCUCACGUGAGUGGGGCGUCAGCACUGUCUUGACCAUGCGGGGUCGGGACAAGUUGCGUCGCUUGAGCGACACGACCUUUGCCAUUGCGGUCGUGUCCAUGAUGGGUUUUGGCCUCCAUGAACUCAUCAACGUCAAGCCGACGGACAAGUGCCCGCUCUGCAGCAGCAAGACACCUCAGCCGCGACUAACCCGCGAGCACCUGCUGACCUGCCCUCUGCCCGACCUGGGCAUUGACGUGACUGUGCGCACAGCCCAACCCCCGACCACCUCGCAAGCCUGCAUCAAGGUGGGCGCUGCCCUUCGCCGAGCCGAAAAGGAGAAGCGCGACUACUACACCGGUUUCAACCAUGGAAAAACUCUGAUCGUCCCUGCGGCGAUGACGACAACCGGUGGGUUCGCCUCCUCCUUUGUGGAUCUGCUUGGUCAGCUCGCCCGCUGCGCCGAGGCCCGUGGUGUGUACCAGCCGGGGCUGGAUGAGGCCUUUGUUCCUCGGUGGAAGGGUCGCUUUGCGGCUCUGGUCCAUCAGAUGAACGCUGACCACAUCCAGCGCCACUUUGGCGGUGUCUGCCUGCGCUCGUCGUAG
Monosiga brevicollis MX1 is the source of this 1077-nucleotide messenger RNA. RefSeq lists its product as uncharacterized. The coding region runs from base 1 to 1077 and encodes 358 amino acids. NCBI's taxonomy places the organism in Eukaryota, Choanoflagellata, Craspedida, Salpingoecidae. Gene Ontology annotation, cellular component: nucleolus; preribosome, large subunit precursor; nucleus. The record is from RefSeq and is a predicted model, not a curated record. The transcript has 3 exons. Gene Ontology annotation, biological process: ribosomal large subunit export from nucleus; endonucleolytic cleavage in ITS1 to separate SSU-rRNA from 5.8S rRNA and LSU-rRNA from tricistronic rRNA transcript (SSU-rRNA, 5.8S rRNA, LSU-rRNA); ribosomal large subunit biogenesis. Gene Ontology annotation, molecular function: protein binding.